Harmonia axyridis is the source of this 2182-nucleotide messenger RNA. RefSeq names its product transcription cofactor vestigial-like protein 4 (gene Tgi). Gene Ontology annotation, molecular function: transcription coactivator binding. The transcript is spliced from 3 exons. Gene Ontology annotation, biological process: negative regulation of DNA-templated transcription. Bases 589 to 1377 code for a protein of 262 amino acids. The record is from RefSeq and is a predicted model, not a curated record. Lineage: Eukaryota; Metazoa; Arthropoda; Insecta; Coleoptera; Coccinellidae.
UCCAACGCCCGCUACAGCCAAACCCGGUCGAGAAAAAUACGAACGCGCGAACGAAAGAGAACAGAUUAAAAAAAAAAAAAACGACCCACGCGGACGACCUUGCCGGGUACCUACCUCAUCCACCACCACCGCCACGAAUAAGGACCAAAUUCUUGGCGUAUCUCUCUUCUCGAUCGCGCGACUUUUCUCCUUCACGCCCGACUAGUUCUUCGACGCGCGAGAAGAUACAAAAAGAGAGACAGAGAUAGAAGGGAGAGUACCGCCGCUCCGUCGGCGAGAGAUAAGAACAAAAAACCGCGCGACCGGUCGAAAAGACGAUCGGUGGUCGCGCGAGCCAUCCUCGCCCUUACGCUAUCCGGCUCGAGGGACCAGAGUCCCGAUCGGGCGGGGUGGAAUCUAAUUACGGGUACCUGCGGACCGGCCUACCUGUUGUCUUCGGCCACGGCCCGGCAUCGUCUUAUGAAUGAAUGAAACUCGGAUUUACUAUAUUUCGGUCGCGGGGUUCUUUUUGAAUGGUCGUGUGUAUUUGGCGUGAGUGUGAAGAACAACCGAUGUUGGGGACUUUUUGAGGGGAUUUUCUUGGGAACGAUGGAGAUACCGAACAUACUGCAGGACAUACUGAGGGUUUCGUAUCUGAUGGGGGCUCAGGAGGGGUUCUGCGCCCAGAGGAAAUCGAGGAGCGAGUUGUGGCAGCCUUGGGUCGAUAAAGACGACUACCCUAAAGACUGCUCCGGCAAACACCAGACCAAGUGGAGAAGGGAGCGUAGGAGCCGUCUCCCGGAAUACUCCAGACAGGAGUCCAGGAACGCAGAGUCGUCGAACGGAAACUCCCCCUCGCCGGAGAACCUCUGCCACGCCAAUGGCGGAUCCAACGGGUUCCUGUCCGGCAGCAGGGUGCAGCCGAAGGAGACGCCGCUGGACAUGAGCGUGAGGCAGAGGGGCCUGCCGCCCUCUUACGCCCAGACGGUGAACAACCCCGGCUACAGGUCGAGCUACAGGCCGGCGGUGCUCAGCAACGGACCGCCACCCCCACCCCCGAAGGAAGAAAUUCCUGCAGGUGUGAAUCGAAUCAAUGGUAUAUCUAUGUGCGAUCCCAUCAUAGAUGAACACUUCAGGCGAUCCCUGGGAGAGAACUACCAAACUCUCUAUUUGAACAACAACAAUUCCAAAGACUCGACUUUAGCUAAAACACCUCAGCCCACAAAUGCUGCAGUUCUCCCUCACGAUGAGGCUAUAGGAGAUUUGAUGGACGACACUGGGCUGUCGGUUGAUGACCAUUUCGCAAAAGCUCUGGGCGAGACCUGGGCCAAGCUGAAUAAAAAACAACAGGAACUAAAGAACAAUUCUAGUGAGAACCAAAAUCUGGUCAGCAUUUAAGAUGUUGUUCAUACUUAUCGAUACCCUUGUUUCCUAGUAGGUUUAAAUCAAUUUUGAUAUGUAUGUCUAACUGAAUGAGUAGUGUGAAAAUUUUCAUGUAAUUAGAUCCUGUGAUUACUAAAAAUAGGCAAAAGUUACAGAUGGAAGGUUAGAAGAUGGAGUUAAGUUUCGUAUAGGCUACUUUAAUAUAAUCCAGCUCGUCAGCUGUAGGAAAUCAGAUCAGAUCAAGGGUCAAUUGGAUAUUCGAUAUAUGAUUAUUUAUAGUUUGAAUUCUCGAAUUAUUUUGGAAGUGCCUUUUGUAUUUUCAUACCACAGCAUGUAAUUUUGAACUGGAUACUUCUCAUCUUGCUGCAAUUCCCUAUUGACCAGUAGUAUCUCAUUAUUUUCUGGGAAAGUAAGUUUCUGAGAUACUUCAUUCUUCCUGAGGACAUAUCAAGAGCAUAAAAGGAUUUCUAAUAUCCAUAAGAAAUAAUUUCAUAAUGCCAGAUUCACACGAUACGUAUUAGUAAUUUAAUAUUUCCGUGAGGUUAAAAGGAUUUACGUAUUAUACAUAAUUCAUUCCUAUUCUUUUCAUUUCGUUCUAUUUAUUUGGGACAUGAUUGUUUUAAUUUUUGUAAAUAACAAACCACCAGGUUAUCCUCAAUAAAUGUAGAUGUAUAUAAUUUUUAAUUGUAUAUAAUGUUAUAAUUACUAUUAAUGAUUUUUAUUUAUGUGGCUAGCUCUACCUUUUAUGUUUAUGUAAAUAAGUACACCAAUGUUAUUUUAUUAUUAUGUAUAUUCCAUCGAGAUAUACGUAACUUACAUA